CGCUUCAAGCUAAUUUAGAAACAGCUAACUUCCACCGUCAAAACCAAACGAUUCCCCGCAUUAGACGUCAAGAAUCCUUCAACCCAAUUUCCAACACGUUCUUUCUGCAAUCUGCACCACCCCAAUUUGGCGGCAUGAUGGUUUGGGUCAAUGUACUACAGUAGAAGAAAGAAGUUGUGCAUGCGCCUGUGUGUGUUUAUAUAUUUAUACAUAUUUUAUAGAAUUUUUAAUUAUUUUUUGUUGAAUAGUUGGGACUUUAUUGAGGGGUUUUGAGAGAUGAGUGGAAGUGGGCAAGGGCAAUCGUCCCAUCGUCAGAGUGCCAGAGAUUUAAUCUGCCACGCUGGUGCUGGUGCCUCUGCAGGUGCAAUCGCGGCGACCUUUGUUUGCCCUUUAGAUGUAAUCAAGACAAGAUUACAGGUCCAUUGCCUCCCGGAAGCAACACAGUCCAUUCCUAGAGGUGGUGUCAUUAUUACAAGUCUACAAAACAUAAUAAAGACUGAAGGUUUCAAGGGAUUGUACCAUGGGCUUUCACCGACAAUUCUUGCUCUACUUGCAAACUGGACUGUCUACUUCACACUUUAUGAGCAACUGAAGCACAUACUCCGUUCACAUGGGGACAGCUCUGGGCAACUUACAAUUGGAGGCAAUGUGGUAGCUGCUGCUGGUGCCGGUGCUGUAACUGCCAUUACCACAAACCCAUUUUGGGUUGUAAAGACCAGACUUCAAACACAGGGGAUGAGGGCAGAUGUUGUUCCAUACAAAAGUGUACAUUCUGCUUUAGGAAGGAUCUUGCAUGAGGAAGGCAUACGAGGAUUGUAUAGUGGAAUUUUGCCAUCAUUGGCUGGGAUAAGUCAUGUUGCAAUACAAUUCCCAGCAUAUGAAAAGCUAAAGGCUUACAUUGCGGAAAAGGAGAAUACAACCGUUGAUAAACUAAGUCCUAUGAGUGUUGUAAUUGCCUCUUCAAUAUCAAAAGUGCUUGCCUCAGUAAUGACUUAUCCACAUGAGGUCGUGCGUUCAAGGCUUCAAGAGCAAGGGCAGCUCAGAAACCCAACAGUCCACUAUGCAGGGGUGACAGAUUGCGUGAAGAAGGUUUUCCAGAAGGAAGGUAUUCCUGGCUUCUACCGCGGCUGCGCAACUAACCUGUUGAGAACAACACCAUCAGCUGUCAUCACAUUCACCAGUUACGAGAUGAUUCGUCGGUUCCUACAGCAGGUGAUACCACCCGGCACCAGAUAAUAAGCGCUCAAACGCCCACCCCAAAUCUGACGCCCGUAUCAUGCCCUCAAUCCCAUUAGGGAAGAAAGAUAAGCUUGCUGCAUGAAACUAAUAAGUGGGUGUUUGGCAAAACCAAAAAAGUAAUUGUUUUAAAAGUAUUAAUCUCUCUCAUAAAUUAAAAUUUUGUUGGAGGAAAACACUUAAAAUUAGGUUUUUUAAGUGAAUUUUAAAUAAAAUUUGAAAAAGCUACCCAUUUAAGUUUUUUAAAAACUUACUUAAAACUUACUUUAGAAAAUAAUUUUAAAAUUUUUUU
Rubroshorea leprosula is the source of this 1528-nucleotide messenger RNA. The record is from the annotation of a GenBank genome assembly. NCBI's taxonomy places the organism in Eukaryota, Viridiplantae, Streptophyta, Magnoliopsida, Malvales, Dipterocarpaceae.